ACCCCGAUGACCACUGUCAGGGCUGCUGGUGACCGGCAAGUGCACCAUGGAACUUAAAGUAUGGGUGGAUGGAGUUCAGAGGAUUGUUUGUGGGGUCACCGAAGUCACAACUUGCCAGGAGGUUGUAAUAGCCUUAGCCCAGGCCAUCGGUCGCACUGGAAGGUACACCCUUAUAGAAAAAUGGAGAGAUACUGAAAGGCACUUGGCCCCUCAUGAAAACCCCAUCAUAUCCUUAAACAAGUGGGGGCAGUAUGCUAGCGAUGUACAGCUCAUCUUGCGUAGGACUGGGCCGUCUCUCAGUGAGAGACCCACCUCAGACAGUGUGGCCCGGAUUCCGGAAAGAACUUUGUACCGACAGAGCCUGCCCCCAUUGGCCAAACUGCGGCCUCAGGCGGACAAGUCAAUCAAAAGGAGGGAACCAAGAAGAAAAUCCCUGACCUUCACGGGAGGUGCCAAGGGGCUGAUGGACAUUUUUGGGAAAGGUAAAGAAACUGAGUUUAGGCAGAAAGUGUUGAGUAAUUGCAGGUCCACGGCAGAGGAGCUGAGGAGGCUGAUCCGGCUCCAGACAGAUGAGCUGCUGUCCAUCGAGCAGCAGCUGCAGUCCAGCGAGGUAGAAAUACGAUUCUUGGAGCAAAAGUACAGUUCCAGCCUGGAAGAGGAAAUUGUCCGCCUAGAGCAAAAGAUCAAAAGGAAUGAUGUGGAGAUCGAGGAGGAGGAAUUUUGGGAAAAUGAACUACAGAUCGAACAAGAAAAUGAGAGGCAGUUGCAAGACCAGCUUGAUGAGAUACGGCAGAAAGUCACAGCCUGUGACAGCAAGCUGAAGGACUGCCUGGCUCAGAUCCACACUGUGGAAAGCGCUCUGGAAGCAGAGAAGCUUCACCGGGAGGUUGAGGAGGCGCAGGUCAACGAGGAAGAGGCGAAAGGGAAGAUUGACAAGGUCAAGGGGGAAAUGGACCUCCAGGGCCAGCAGAGCCUGAGGCUGGAGAAUGGCAUCAGAGCCGUAGAGAGGUCCCUGGGGCAGGCCACCAAGCGGUUACAGGACAAGGAACAGGAGCUGGAGCAGCUGACCAAAGAGCUGCGACAAGUCAACCUCCAGCAGUUCAUCCAGCAGACGGGGACAAAAGUCACUGUGCUGCCAGCUGAGCCCACUGACAUAGAGGCCUCCCGGGCAGACAUAGAGACAGAGACGCCAUUCCAGUCUGGGUCCCUGAAGCGACCUGUAUCAUCACGGCAGCUCCCCAGUAAUCUUCGUAUUCUGCAGAACCCCAUCUCCUCUGGAUUUAACCCUGAAGGCAUCUAUGUUUAACACUGUCUUCAGGAGAAGGAGUCCGCCAAGGUACCAAGGACAGUAAAAUCCUUCAGUUUGUGCCAAUUGAACAGGGUCUGUUCCCAAGCCACUGUAUCCUCUCCUGAUCACAAACCACGUGGGGCCCUGUGCACUGACGCUGAACACGGAGCCUGUUCACACUUCGCAGUAUUGACAUGUUGUCCAGCAGCUGAAAUGCAAAGCCUUCAUUUUUAUUUGUAGCAUUCAGAGAGAGAGCAUUAUUAAAGUAUUAAUCUAUGUUUAUACAUGAAUAAACCCUGCAUUAAGAGUAAAGUUAUGUAACCGAUUAAUUUAUUCCAUGUAACUGAUUGAUGAAUGAAUGUUGCUGUUAAUAUUUUAUUAGUCCCAUCCUGUGACUUAACUGUGUUAAAUAUUGUGGGUUCUGACUGUGCAUGUUGGCAGACUCCGUCCGGCUUUGCUUUUAUACAGCUAUGCAGCCUCAUGGGGGCUUCCCCUCCAGACCAACUCCAAGGGAGCUUGCCGCACUUAACCCUGGCGCCUCUUCUCGCCCCUCCUGGCAAGAUAAUUCAGCUUUCUUUCUGGUCUGGAAUGUAAUCAUUUCUUUACAGUAUUUCCCAACACAAAUUGCCACAUAACAUCACAGAAAUAUCUUUAAUGGGGUAAAUGGUUCAUGUGAAAUGCUUGUGGUCAUGGACCUGCCAUCGGUGCAGCUGGUGGCUGUCCUGGAUUUCCUGACACACUCACAGGUCUUCCCGCCUCCCCACCGCCUCCGCUGAACCCUCGUGGUGAUGUAAUGUGAGGAGAGGCCCCGAUUGCUGUACUUUGGGAUGGUGUGGCACAUGUGUAGUCCAUGAAGCAGAGCAGGAGUGGGUGCUGCUUGCCGUGACUUAAGACACGGGCUCCGUGUUUUCUUUCCUCACGGAGGCAAACUUAGGUAACACUGCAGUCGGGGAGUUUUCUACCAAGGAAAUAAAAUUAAGUUCAGAGUAUGUUUUUAUUUUUAAAUUUGACUUUAGGAUAUUAGUCUCCAUUUAUAUUAAUAUCAUUUUGUGUAUUAAGCCAAAAAAGAAGAAUCAAUACUUUUCUCAUGAGCAGUGACUUAGUCAUGUGUAGACGCACUGUCAGAUGCCUUGUAGCCCCUCACAUCCCCUGUGAGUACAUUUGGCACAGUGUAACUAAGACUUUAAUCUGAAACUUAAAAUCGUUUUCAUUGGUAAAGAGAAAACAUUCUCUAUUUACUUACAUGCAACAGCAUAAAGUGCGUGGUAACACCGACGGCACCUCUGGGUGGUUGACCACAUCCAGCUUACUCUGGGUUGGUGGGCGUUUAACGGAGCUGAGACUGCUGCUGGAUUUAGGUUUCCAAUGGAAGAUUUAAGAAUGGCUGUGAAGUAACAGGUGCUUCUGGAGAUCUGAAGGCCAGGAAUGAAUGUUGCCUCUUACGUGAAUAAAUAGCAGACCUCAACUGAACUGCUGGCCACAGUUCCUCCCACUUGCCAAGCUGACCUUGCCAUUUCUGCGAUGCAUUUGACCCGAGAAGGAACCACGCCCGUACACACUUGCUCCAGAUUUGUAACAGUUGUUUCAUAUCUAUAUAUCUAUAUAGCUAUAAUAUAUAGCAUAUAUAUAUUAUCAAUUAUCAAUUCAAAGUCAAAGCAGUUUGUAGCUUUUUGUGCCAGUGCUGACUCCCUGUGUCCAGCACACGCCUUACUGUGAGACUCUCCAACACUCUCCUGCUGUUCAGCUAGGUAACACAAAGGAAAACAUUAUACAAAGGGACUGUCCUCGAUUUAAACCACAAUGUUCACUCUACUGUGAGAAAAAGACAACGCUGGGCGUUCAUGACCAUAAUCCCAGCACUCAAGAGGCUGAGGCUGCAUAGUUACCAAAGGCCCAACCUCUCCUAAGCUACAUGGGAAAUUUCUAGAGUAGCUUGGAGUCUGAUGCGAGAUCCUGUCUCGAAAGAAAGGCGCCUGCCCAGAGUCCUUGUCACACCUGGCAGAGAUCACAUCGCACAGCUCACAAGAUUCGUAGGAACUGCCAGGCUUGACUAGCAACUCUAGAGCAGGCGACACAUCCCAUCAGCUCCCAGCAAUCCUGGCUCUGACAGUUCCACACUUAAAUCUCUAACAACCUCAGAACGCUGAAGCUGCCAGCCACCCUCCUACUAACAGGCACGCUCCAGCACUGCCUCCCAGACGGGCGGGGUGUGGCCAUGUGAGCUCACACUCAGGCUGUGCGGCUGUGCUUUGAGACCCAGGUACAGGACUUCCGCAAGCACACCACCGUCAGAUGUUUUCUAAAUCUUUUUGUAGCUAGGGAAAACAAUUAAUUUCUGUAGGAACAUCUGAAAAUACUUUAGUCUACUGUGACUGCUUUUACAGAUGUCUCUCACCACACCUCAGCAGAGAGGUACCGGCAGUGGGAUUCAAUAAAAUACCAAAUGGGGAAUAAGUAUCCAGGUUCUAAAUAAGUAAAUUAGGUCACAAAUUUUUGUGUCUUUUUAACUAGUACUGGAGGUUAUAUUUCUACAGGUAUUAAAUAUAUUACAAGUUUUAUUCUUACCAAUGAGUAAUUUGGAUAUCAUUGGUCUGUUUGACCUCUAGGGCACCGUCAUCCUCAGAUACUCACCCACAGGGGGUCACCUCAGUUUUGUGUGUAUGUAUGUUUGUGUGUUCGGUUUUCUCAUCUCCUUUAUAUUUUGGCUGUUAACGUCCCUUUUCGUCUCACUGAACAGGGACAUUUUAUAUGUGAGGCUUCAGUUGGUGUUGAAGUGGCCCUCUGAAUGCCCGGUUAGUUAUCGAUGGGCAGCUCAGUAGCUCCUCCAGUGGAAAAAAGUUACAAACAAGAACGGACUGCACCCUGGCACAUACAGUAAGACACAGCUCACAUGUGACAUGUGGAGUGUGGUAGCACACACCAGCAGAUCAGCACUGCUCCUGCAGCCAACAUAAAGUGCAGUCCUGUGGUAACACGGCCUUUGUAAGAGCAAACGGGUCCUUGGAGACAAGAACUCUUGUAUCGGGGAAUAUCUUUCCAAGUUAGGACUUCAACAGAUUGAGGACAUAGUAUGGAAAAGACAGGAACAAACACCUGAUUAUUCAGGCAUGCACAGACACAGGCGGUUAGCGUUGGACAUUGCCUUGGAAAGAUUAGGCAUGUGUAUAUUAAAUGACACCCUGUGUCCCUUUGUAAUACAAGCCUGUCUUGAUUAGUCCAUACUGUGGUGAAGCUAGCUCAGAGUAUUCCUUUUCUAUCAUGUCAGUGUUUUUAAGUUGCAUGUUUGUACUGUCCUGUCUGCUGUGGUAUUUUUAAGUUCCAGGAGAAGGCUGUCAAAUGUGUCAAGGAUUCAUGGCCAUCAGUAUUUAUUUAGUAUUGCUGCUUCACGUUUCCCCGGCGCACCUCGGACGCCAGGUCAGUGGCUGCGUCAAAGCUGUGGGAGCUCCUUCACGUGCAUUUUUUUUUUAAUAUAUGUUAUCUAUCUAUAUAUAUAUUUUAGAAACCAAAUGGCUGCAGAUGGCUAUUUAGCAUACUAUUAAACCAGCAGAACUCUAAAGGCAAUAAAUAUAUGCAUAUGUGUGGGGGGAGGGGAAAGAGUGAAGAUACAGGUUUACAGCCAGAAAUGGUGAUAGCCCUUCAGUGUAUUUCUCAGGGUCUUGUCACUGACCUAGAAGGAUUUGAGUUGCUGCAGCUUUAGACAGGAAGUGUCCAUGUUCACUGAGUGUGGGCCAUAAAUUUGCCUUUAGUACUGCUUCGCUGAUGUGUAAAUAAGAAAUCUGUAAUAUGUAUUAUAUGUAAUUACUUUCUUUUGACUUCAUUUCAAAAUGUAUAUUUUCUGACUAUUACCACGAGCUAUAAAGCAAAAGAUCAAUAUCUGAUAUUCUCCCAAAUAAUAAAUUUUCAAGAUUUAUUGGGGCAGUACAA
Phodopus roborovskii (desert hamster) is the source of this 5212-nucleotide messenger RNA. RefSeq names its product Ras association domain family member 8 (gene Rassf8). The record is from RefSeq and is a predicted model, not a curated record. Lineage: Eukaryota; Metazoa; Chordata; Mammalia; Rodentia; Cricetidae. Gene Ontology annotation, biological process: signal transduction. The transcript is spliced from 4 exons. Bases 47 to 1306 code for a protein of 419 amino acids.